CGAAGGGGUAGAAGCUUGGCUUAAUGAAUCCUUUUUCAAGGAGUUCAUUGAGUUGGCACUUCAUUUCUUUGGCUACCGGGACGGAGAGUUGGUAUGGAGGGCGGCACGGCGGAGAGUGGCCGGGUUCCAGAUCAAUGGUAUGAGACACCACGAUCCGGGGGUAAUCUGGCAAGCAAGGCCUCGGGAAAAAACGUCUUUGAACUCGUUGAGGAUGGAGGUGAGGGCGGGGUCGGAGGGGGGAGCUUGAUCGGGUUUGUCCGUAGGGAGCAAGUCCUCGGGACGUUCGCGAUCAAGGACAAGGCAGUAGUAAAUGGAGUUGGGGUUAUGACGGGCCAUGUGGAGAACCUGGUGGGGAGUGACGGAGUUUUGGGAGGCAGGGUGGGAGAAAUAGGGGAUGUCGAUGCGCGUGUCGGGGGGAUUGGUGAGGCGGAAGAAGCUGGGGUGGAACGCGUGGGGUGGGUGGAAGUGAUAGUGGAUGUAGUCGACAGAGGUUUUGAGUGGGGGCGAAUGGUCGACGACUGUGUGACGGCGGGGGUUGUUGUCUUGGGUGGUGGGGAGACCAUGGUGGAGGUGGUGGUGGAUGAAGGCGGGGGUGUGGAUGACGUACUAGCGGAGAGGGCGGCGGAUGUGGAGGCAGAGGAUGGAAGAAGGGUGGUCGCACCCGAGAUGGUGGAGACCGAUGUUCUGAUGUCGUCGAUGGAUGAGUGGACGGAUGUCACCAUGUGGAGGAGUGUUGCGAGAUCGGUCGCGCCAUCAGGUGCUGGUGUUUGCUCGCCUGCGAGGUUGCUGGCGAUGCUGUCGACGGAGUCGGUGCGGAUGCCGGACAUAUCAAUGCUGGAUGAUUGGGCCAUGGUGGGGGAGAAGGCCGUGGUAGCGGCGGACGAGGUGUAAGCAGCAGAUGAAGUGGAGGCGGUGGCAGCAGCGGCGGCUACGCAUUGAGAGUUCC
This is a messenger RNA of Chara braunii, 946 nucleotides long. NCBI's taxonomy places the organism in Eukaryota, Viridiplantae, Streptophyta, Charophyceae, Charales, Characeae. The record is from the annotation of a GenBank genome assembly.